Messenger RNA from Prinia subflava (tawny-flanked prinia), 1747 nucleotides. RefSeq names its product phenylalanyl-tRNA synthetase 2, mitochondrial (gene FARS2). Gene Ontology annotation, molecular function: phenylalanine-tRNA ligase activity; ATP binding; tRNA binding. NCBI's taxonomy places the organism in Eukaryota, Metazoa, Chordata, Aves, Passeriformes, Cisticolidae. The record is from RefSeq and is a predicted model, not a curated record. Gene Ontology annotation, cellular component: mitochondrion; cytoplasm. The transcript is spliced from 9 exons. Gene Ontology annotation, biological process: phenylalanyl-tRNA aminoacylation. Bases 156 to 1568 code for a protein of 470 amino acids.
CGCCGCCCUCGCCGGGCGCAGCCGCGGCGGAGCGGGGCCGCAGGGCCGGCGCCUGAGAAGGAACAAAGCGCUGACUAAAACUAACAGGCAAAAGAAGCAGAGCUGAAGAAAGAUUAUCUUUGCUUGCAGCCUGGUGAAAGCAGGGAGUAUCCUGGAUGAAAGAUAUGAAAGAAGUCAAGUGGAUGUACAUUGUAAAAUAUUUUACAAUGGCAAUGCUCUGGAAAUUCAUGAGAGUAGCUAAGUAUUCUAAAACAGCUUUAUCACCAAAAGUAAAGGUAAGAGGAAUUUCUACCCAUUCAAGGCAUUCUUCAUCCAAGUCUGCACCUUCAGAUUUUGCUGCCAGUGCACCCUGCUCAAAUACUGUGGAACUGUUUGGUAAAUCUUAUCCUCAAGAUGACUACAGCAAUGUCACUGAGAAGAUUCUUUCCAAGGUGGGGAAGAACUUGCACAACAGAAAACAUCACCCUUUGUGGCUAAUUAAGGAGCAGGUGAAGGAGCACUUCUACAAACAUUACCUAGGGCGCCGUGGGACUCCGCUCUUUUCUGUGUAUGACGGUCUUUCUCCGGUGGUUACAGUCCAGCAGAAUUUUGAUAGUUUGCUUAUUCCACAAAACCAUGCCAGCAGAAGGAAAGAGGAUAACUAUUAUUUGAAUCGUGAGCACAUGCUGAGAGCACAUACAUCAGCUCAUCAGUGGGACUUGAUACACUCUGGCCUGGACGCCUUUCUGGCAGUGGGAGACGUCUACCGCCGGGACACGAUUGACAGCACCCACUACCCGGUGUUCCAUCAGAUGGAGGGAGUGCGCCUCUUCUCCUGCCAUGAGUUGUUCUCCAGCAUUAAAGAUGGUGAAGGUUUGCAGCUGUUUGAGCAAGGCCACCGCACUGCACACAAGCAGGAGUGCCACACCAUGGAGGCCGUGAGGCUGGUGGAGUUCAACCUGAAGCAAGUGCUCACAAAGCUCAUGACUCACAUCUUUGGUGACGGACUGCAAGUCAGAUGGGUAGAUUGCUACUUCCCAUUUACUCACCCUUCCUUCGAGAUGGAGAUCAACUUCCAAGGAGAAUGGAUGGAGGUCCUGGGCUGCGGGGUCAUGGAGCAGCAGCUUGUUAACUCAGCUGGUGCUCAGGAUAAAAUUGGCUGGGCAUUUGGCUUGGGUUUGGAGAGGCUGGCCAUGAUCCUGUACGAUAUCCCUGACAUCCGACUGUUCUGGAGUGAAGAUGAACGCUUCUUGAAACAAUUUAUUGGGCCUCACAUUUGGCAAAAAAUAAAGUUCCAGCCACUCAGCAGAUACCCGCCUUUGAUCAAUGACAUCUCCUUUUGGCUGCCUUCUGAGACAUACUCUCAGAAUGAUUUCUAUGAUUUGGUUCGAACCAUUGGUGGAGACUUGAUAGAGAAGGUUGUCCUACUGGAUGAAUUUUCCCAUCCAAAGACGAAGAAGGUCAGCCACUGCUACCGCAUCGUUUACCGGCACCCGGAGCGGACGCUAACGCAGGACGAGGUGCAUCGCAUCCACCGAGCGAUUGAGGAGUCAGCAGUCCGGGAGCUGGGGGUGGAGGGCAGAUUCUAGAAAUGCUGCUCUGGGGCCCCAAGGACAGUUGCAUUUUCCUUUCUUUUUUCUUCUUUUUUUUGGGGGGGUGGUUUUAGGUCACAAGUAGAGAGAGGGGUUUUGUGACUGAACACAAAAAGCGAUUGAUAGAUGGGCAAUGGCAAAAGGGGCAGGUAAUAAACAUUACUACUGAGAAAUCA